AUGAAGGACUCCACGGGCUGGCACUUGAUAUGGACAAGUCCCUACAUGACCUGCCCUGUGGAGAGAAUUGCUAUCAAUGCUAAAGUCCUCAACCCCAACCAAGACAACACCAACAAAAUGGUGGCUGCCUCCUAUGGUACCAACAUCCAGCUGUGGUCUGUGUCUGAUGACGGGUCAAGUCGUGAAAUAGGUGUGUUUCCUCUGAAUGUGUCUGUGGAUUCCUUGUUCUUUAUCGGAAGUCAGCUUGUUGCUCUCAGUCAAACAGGCAAGGUUGGAGUGUGGCAUGCCAUGACCCACAACUGGCAG
This is a messenger RNA of Mizuhopecten yessoensis (Yesso scallop), 306 nucleotides long. Its product is annotated as BTB/POZ domain-containing protein KCTD3-like. The transcript is spliced from 2 exons. Gene Ontology annotation, molecular function: protein binding. Lineage: Eukaryota; Metazoa; Mollusca; Bivalvia; Pectinida; Pectinidae. The record is from RefSeq and is a predicted model, not a curated record. The annotation marks the transcript as partial.